Scatophagus argus is the source of this 2853-nucleotide messenger RNA. Its product is annotated as UDP-glucuronosyltransferase 2A1-like. The coding region runs from base 420 to 1994 and encodes 524 amino acids. The transcript has 3 exons. Gene Ontology annotation, molecular function: UDP-glycosyltransferase activity. The record is from RefSeq and is a predicted model, not a curated record. Lineage: Eukaryota; Metazoa; Chordata; Actinopteri; Scatophagidae.
GCAGAGCUCCACCACCUUCCAGAGAAGCUCCUCCCUUCAGAAGUCUGGAUCCGCUGGCCUGAGUGAAUGGACUCUGUACACAGCUUUUCUCUAACACUGUGACUUUCUUGUGUGGAGUAAAAAUACAAACCACAAUUUGCCCUUGACCUGCUGACAGGCAAAACUUGAAACAGACAUUAAAAAAUUCGAAAUGAGGAACUAUUGGGCCUUAUUGGAUCACAUUUGUUUUCAAGUUUAACAGUACGGACAACUUUUACUCCCCCUUGUACUUCCUUAUCACUCGUGAGUUUAAUAACAUGUAAGUGCAGUAACAAAGUCCUACUCGGGCUGAAACCUGGAAGGACAAGCACCUCUUCUGCUCUCUUCCAAAGGAAAAGUAUUUUUAAAAAGAAUAUAUUGGAGAUCAAAAAAGGAUAAAAAUGCGAUGGUCUUGGCUUUGGAUCGCUCUCUGCUUGAUCUGUCCAGCUGUGGUUGAUGGUGGGAAAGUUCUUGUUUAUCCUGUGGAUGGGAGCCACUGGGUGAACAUGAAAGUCAUUAUUGAGGAACUGCAUUCGAGGGGUCACCAGAUUUCUGUUGUGCGAACAACAGACAGCUGGUACAUCAAGGAAACCUCCCCAUUCUAUACUUCAAUUACACUUAAUAUGGAUUCAGGAUUUGAUGAAGACUUCAUUGGUAUGUUUGUGGCCCAGUUACUCGAAAUUCAGAGGGAAGGGAAGUCUGUCUGGACACGUUUUAAACUGGAAAUGGAACAAGGCCAAAAGUCCUUUGAACUCAAUGAGAAAGCAACCAAAGUUCUUGAACAGGUUUUUGAAAACAAAGAUCUGAUGCAGUCUCUACAGGAUGCCAAAUAUGACCUUGUCCUUACAGACCCUGCUUUCCCAGGGGGUGUUAUACUUGCCCACUAUCUCAGGUUGCCUCUUGUUUUAAAUGUCAGGUGGACUACUCAUGGUGAAGGCCAUUUUUCAAUUGCACCUUCUCCUCUUUCUUAUAUUCCAAUAACAGGGACCAGGUUUUCAGAUAAAAUGAGCUUUUUUGAGAGAGUUAUUAAUGUUCUCAAUUUUGGCCUCUGGGAAUAUCUAAUAGCACAGUAUGUUGUACCAAGUUAUGAUGCUUUAAUUAAAAAAUAUUUAGGACCAGAUAUAGACUACUCCUCCCUGUUUCAAGCAGCAGACAUCUGGCUCAUGAGGGUGGACUUCGUAUUUGAAUUCCCUCGUCCCACCAUGCCUAAUGUUGUCUAUAUGGGAGGGUUCCAGUGUAAACCUGCAAAACCUCUUCCCCAACACUUGGAAGACUUUGUGCAGAGUUCUGGAGAGCACGGAGUCAUCAUCAUGUCUCUGGGAACUAUGAUUGGAGAGCUUCCCCAUGACCUAGCUGAUGAGAUUGCAGCAGCUUUUUCCAAACUACCUCAGAAAGUCAUUUGGAGAUAUAAAGGUGACAGACCAGCCACUCUGGGAAACAACACUUUACUAGUGGACUGGAUGCCACAAAGUGACCUUUUGGGACAUCCCAAGACAAAACUAUUUGUGGCUCAUGGAGGAACAAAUGGUGUUCAAGAAGCCAUCUACCAUGGAGUUCCUAUCCUAGCACUUCCAUUGAUCUUUGAUCAACAUGACAAUCUAAUGAGGAUUGAAGUAAGAGGAGCUGGGAAGAUAGUUGAUUUUUUUACUAUGAAUGAAGACACCUUCUUUCAGGGAAUUCAGGAAGUUCUCAGUGAGCCCUCCUAUAUGAUGAACAUGCAGAAACUCUCCAGACUGCACAGAGAUCAGCCAUUGAAGCCACUGGACAACGCCAUCUUCUGGAUAGAGUUUGUCAUGAGACACAAAGGUGCAGCUCAUCUAAGAACAGAGUCUUAUAGACUGCCCUGGUAUUCCUACCACUCUGUGGAUGUGAUGCUCUUCUUAGUUGGAGUUAUACUGAUUGUUCUGGCCACCUUUGCUGGAUUAAUAAGGUGUUUAUGCUCUGUGUGUGUUAAAACAAAAACUAAACAUGAUUAAAAAAGUACAAAUAAGUUCCAAACAGUUGAAAAAAUCUUGGUCUGAUUGUAGCAAAAAGACAACAUACCAAAUAGGUUUAAAGAUUAACGUAUUUGAUUCACGAUAUUCUGGAUAUUAAUAUAGCAGAUAAACAAACAUGUCAUACCUUUGACAUGUAAUUUUUCUUUGCAGAAUCGCAAGUAUAUUAUUUUGAAGACAAAACUUUUAAUUAUUACAUCAUAGCUUCAGUACACUUUGAAUAAGUCAACCCUUAAUAUCUGUUAUCUCAGAUUCUACAUAGACAGAACUUUAAUCUUUAGGAGAAAGAGUUAAUAAAAUGUACAGUAGCAAUUCUGCUUUUGUGAAAAUAAAAGAAAAAAUAAAAGCAUUUUACAAACGUUCAGUGAGUUUGUGCUCUUUGAUUUGCCCAGUGGAAAUACCAUUUGCACUCUUUUCCGUACUCAGCUGUACUGAUUUUCAAUACUUUUUAAAUCCACUUGUACACUUGAAGCACAGCAUAUACUUACACAUUACAUUUACCCAGACUACAUGCUUUUCCUAAGGUUGCACACUACUGAGAAAUGCUCUUUUGUCAUCCAGUCCAAGUGUAGGUUUAUAUGGAUUUAAACAUAUCCAGUUUCACAGCCAAAGAUUACAGUGAGGCAUCAGUGCUAUGCUGGGCCCUUAUAUGCUUAAACCUUGGCCGUGGCCUUUACCUGCAGGAUUUUGUUCUACAGACUUUCAGAGACAGAUUUUUGAUAUCUCAAUCCUGUUUUUUUAUUAAUACAAUGCAUAAAAUUACAUAAAUUUCAUGUUGAUUAGAGGUCUCAUUUGACUUAGAGAUUUAAUCCUAUAAGUCAAACAAAUUGAAAUGUUUGGU